Leucoraja erinaceus (little skate) is the source of this 2974-nucleotide messenger RNA. RefSeq names its product thymocyte selection-associated high mobility group box (gene tox). Lineage: Eukaryota; Metazoa; Chordata; Chondrichthyes; Rajiformes; Rajidae. The transcript is spliced from 11 exons. Gene Ontology annotation, cellular component: nucleus. Gene Ontology annotation, biological process: leukocyte differentiation; regulation of transcription by RNA polymerase II. The record is from RefSeq and is a predicted model, not a curated record. Gene Ontology annotation, molecular function: chromatin DNA binding. The coding region runs from base 275 to 1906 and encodes 543 amino acids.
CAGUCGCCUUCCGUAAGUAUUGCCGGACCGCUACGCGGUUUCUUUUGGAGCAGAAAACUACGGGCUGCUGCUCUGCUUUAUUUUGGAGAGUUCUCUCACUGCAGACCACAAACGGAUGUGAGGCAGGGAAGGUGCCUCUCCUCCCUCUCUUGUUUCUUCUCUCUCUCUCUCACUCUCUCUCUCUCUUUCUCACACACUCUUUCUUUCUCUGCGCUCACGAACAAACCAGAAAAAAGGGGAGCUGCUUGAUGUGUUCACUGCAAAUUUCUCUGAAAUGGACGUGAGGUUUUAUCUCCAGACUGCUCCAGCUAACAUCUCCACUGAUACUCCCUGCCUGGGACCUUCACCCUGCUUAGAUCCAUACUAUUGCAAUAAGCUUGAUGGUGAAAACAUGUACAUGAGUAUGACAGAUCCAAGCCAGGACUUCAUGCCAGGAAGCCAGAGGGUGGUGGGCAUAUGGAACAAGCUGCCAGAGGAGAUGGUAGAGUCAUAUCCAGUCCCAAGCAUUGGAGAUGAAGAUUUUGAUAUCCCUCCAAUUACUCCUCCUUCAAUGCUGGACCAUUCACUCCUUCACCUGACUGACACAGAUUCUAGCUACCACUCCCUCUGCCACUCAAUGCCCCAGAAUGGGAUUCUUCAAUUCAACCCGCAGAACAUGAAUCUUCCUGCAAUAACAGUGUCUAAUAUGCUCAGCCAAGAUGGAGCUCUGCUUUCAAACUGCCUUUCUGUGAUGCAUGAUCUGGGAAACACAGAAACUACUCAUUACAGUGCUCACCCACAGAUGUCAAUUAUGAGAUCUGCUAUCCGAUCUGCAGACAUCAGGCACCCAGGAAUAUUGCAUCGUGGUCAGCUGACCACUAUAAACCAGUCACAACUCAGUGCCCAACUUGGUCUUAAUAUGGGAGGAAAUGCUAUCCAACACAGCUCACCAUCCCCACCAGGAAGCAAGUCCGCUACUCCAUCACCAUCCAGCUCAGUUCAUGAAGAUGAAACCGAUGAAUCAUCCAAGAUGAAUGGUGGUGAAAAGCGGGCAGCCGUCGAUAUGGGAAAGAAACCGAAAACUCCAAAAAAGAAGAAAAAGAAGGAUCCAAAUGAACCCCAAAAACCUGUGUCGGCUUAUGCUCUAUUUUUUCGAGAUACUCAAGCAGCCAUCAAAGGUCAAAAUCCAAACGCCACUUUUGGUGAAGUUUCAAAGAUUGUUGCCUCAAUGUGGGAUGGUUUAGGUGAAGAACAAAAACAAGUGUAUAAGAAGAAGACUGAAGCUGCCAAAAAGGAGUAUCUCAAACAGUUAGCAGCUUAUAGAGCUAGUCUGGUUUCCAAGAGUUACAAUGAGCCCAUUGAUACAAAGACAUCCCAGGCUUCACAGAUAAUGAAUUCAAAGCAGCCAGUGUUUUCUGGUCACUCACAAGCCCCUUCUCCAAUGUACCUCGGUUCAGGUGCCUACCACCAACAGUCUGGUAUGAACCCUCACAUAUCCACCAUGCAUCCAAGUUUGUCUCGGAGUAUUGCUCCCAAACCCAACGGUCAGAUGCCAGUGACUGUUUCUGUAGCGAAUAUGACCGUCUCGCCACCUCCAUCUCUUCAGAUCAGCCCACCACUGCACCAGCUAUCAAUGCAACAGCAUCAGCUUCACCAGCAGCAAACUUCCGUCAUGUCUCAGCAAAUAGGUAACCACCAGCUACCAAUGCAGGUUCAACCUCCCCUGCAUUCACCACCGAUGCAGCAGGGAUUCUUGCAAUCUGAGUUUCAGAACAUAAUCAACUCAACAUCUACAGCUGCACCUGUUGCUACUCCAACAAUGGACUGCGUCCGCCCAGUUUGCCGAAAUCCCCCACCACAGAGUGUUGACUGGAAUGACUACUGCAACAAUGGUUUGCAGAGGGAUAAAACGCUGUACCUUACCUGAGGAUAUACCAUUCUUUCCUAUGAUGACUGCAGGGAAGUCUUCAAAAAUGGAGUGUAUCAAGGCAGUUCUGUGUCUUUUUAGAGAACAAGUCGCUAAGCACUUAGAUCUUUGAGCUUGCACUUAAAGUUUGUGGGAUUGGCCAUCAUUUUGCGUCUUUCCAUCGAAGAUUAUUAUUGGACAAGCAUCCCUCUUCAUUUCUGAAGGAAACUUGGAUCAUUUUGCUUACUGUUGGUUUUGCUGUGGAGUGCUGCUGUAGUGAACUGCCUUAGCAAUUUUAUGUCGUUCUGGGACCACGAUCCCAGAUCUUCCAUCAGUUGUUGAUAGUUAACCAGUGAAAACAUUGACUGAUGGAUAGAGCACUCAUAGCAAGUUUGUAAAUAGGGUAUGUGUUGCACUCUCUUAGAGUAUAAAAUGAUAAAAAGGGUUUCCUAGCUAAAACGUAACUUUAUACUGGCACUGACCAGUGAAAUGAUAUCAUUUAAAUGGGACCAGAUUUGCAAGAUUAGUAUUUUUUGCUUAAUUUGUAAGAAAACAGUUUCAUAGUUAUAUAUUUGCAAAGUUGCUUCCAACAAUUUUAUUAAGCACCCCAAAUUCUCAUAGACUAGCAUGAACAGUUUUUAAGUGUUAAAAAGCAAAACACAUUUAUUUUGUACUACAUAGAUGUUUUUGUAUCUUCUAUGGUGUCAUGGUUAGUAAUUUUGUCAUUCUAUACGUUUUGUGUAAAAAAAAAUUUAAAACUGCCAAAUGCUUCUCUGGUGUUUAUUAGAUACAGCAACUGAUUGGAGAGAGCUAAGUUAUAACCUCGACAUAUGGCUAUAUAUAAUUGUUUCUUCAUACUGUAUGUCUAUAUUUAAUCUUUUUUAAUGGAAACUGUUGGGCCUAUUUAUGAAAUAAUAAAUAGAGGUGUUUGUAAGUAAUUUUGUAAGCAUUGAAAAAUAUUUUGGGGUGCCAGUUCACUGUGUUGGCACAACCAUCUCAAUUUAUGUGAUUAUGCUUACUACAUUGAAUUAGUUUCUUUGGUAAUAAUAAAAAAAACUCACAUCUGGGUUUCUCCUUUGCAGAAAAUGA